This is a messenger RNA of Dendronephthya gigantea, 2791 nucleotides long. RefSeq lists its product as uncharacterized. NCBI's taxonomy places the organism in Eukaryota, Metazoa, Cnidaria, Anthozoa, Malacalcyonacea, Nephtheidae. The coding region runs from base 207 to 1853 and encodes 548 amino acids. The transcript has 4 exons. The record is from RefSeq and is a predicted model, not a curated record.
UAUACAAAUUCCUUCUAAACAAAAUUUACUCAUUGUAAAAGUUAUUUAUCCUUGCCUAAACUUCAAAUAUGCUUUCUAAACUUAUUUAUAUCUCCUGUACUCUGAUAUUUCUUAAUGACAAUUAAUAAGUUCAUUUAUUGGUUCUAAACUUCAGAUAUAUUGUCUAUUCUGUCACCACAGUUCAGCUCGCGCGGUAUUUUAAUUUUAUGGCAAACAAUAUGGCGGAAAGGAUAAAUACUUCCCAAAUACUGCCCCAAAAUAACCAAAAUGGGGAUGGAAGAAGUGAGAGAACGGUUGACGGUUUAAUAACAAAUGCUAUCGAAAGUAUUUCGCGCCUUCGAGAAAUGCGACCUGCUAUAAAUAAUGCCCAACAAACUCAGCCGUCUCCAACGAUGGCAUCAGAGAUUGUUCGACUGUUUCCCACCUUUCAACAUGCGGCCAGUCCGGCCACAAAUGCUAACCGAAAUCAAGUUCAAAAUCUGGAUCGGCAAAGAGUGUCAAACAACAAGCGACGUCAUACGAAAGUGCUACCUUCACGCAGUAAAAUACCAAAGAAAAAGAAGCUUGUGCACAAAGAUAUUGUAUUCAUAUUUAAUCCAUCAGUUGAUAAAGUACCGACGCACCAAACACGAUUAAGGCUGGAAAAGAAGGGUCGCAUUAUCCAUGAUUUUCCAUUUGAUAGAGACUGGGUGGAAUGGCAAAUGUGCUCAGCUAUAGAACAAGAAAUGCCUAUGCUGGCAAACGGAGAAUAUGAAUUUUUAAAGGCAUCAUAUGGAAGUUUGAUAAGGCCUAAACUAUCUAGCAAUUGCACCCUAACAUGUGAUGCUUUAAUGCGAAUCACAGGCCAGGGGUCUGUUUAUGUAAGGACACUUCAACAAUUGUCAGACGAAGAGAGUGAUGAGGAGAUAGUUGAAGAAUGUGAGGUUAGAAUGCCAACACCAGCUACUUUAACACCAGACACAUCUCAAACAAGUAGCUCCACUAAUGAAUUGUCUGGUAUGGAAAUUCUUGUACAGAAGACAAACAUGCGAGAUGCUCUACAAGAAAACCCUUUUGACGAAGUAGAUGAACUUCCAGAUCAGAUUUUUGAACAUGAAAGUGAAGAAGAACGUCCAGAUGGUAACAGUACUGUAUCUACCGAAGACUUGCCCUCAAUUGAGACUCCAGGUAGUCCUUCCAUUUACGAAAUCAUUAUCCCACGAAGCGACAUACUUAAGUCAAUGAUAUCUGAAUUCAGUAAACCCAGUGUUUUACAGUGCUGUUUAAUAUUUGGAAUCAAGGGAGACAAUGGCGUAACUGAAAUGGGUCGAGGUGCAGGUGUAACCCGCGAGUUGCUAAGCCUUUUCUGGAGGGAGUUUUCGGUGGUUGUUGCAACAGGAUCAGCAGAAAAAGUGCCUGUAAUAAGGCACGAUUUUCAAAAGCUGGAGUGGCAAAGUGUUGCGCGAAUCCUUUUAUUUGGGUUCAAACAAGAGAACUACUUUCCCUUGUUUAUCUCAAAAGCAUUCAUUGGCUGUUGUCUUUUUGGGGAGGAAGCUGUAAAUAAAGAGUGUCUGCUUGAAUCUUUCAGCUUUUAUAUUUCAAAGGACGAGCAAGAGACCAUGAAGAAAUGCUUGAAAGGUGAGUUAGAUCCUAUUAAAGAUGACGUGAUGGAUCUUCUUAGUAGCUAUAAAUGUUACCGUCGGCCAACCAAAGAAAGUAUUCAAGUGAUUUUUGAAGAACUGGCUCACCAAGAACUGAUCCAAAAACCAAAAUACGUAUCAAAUACAUGGAGUAGUGAACUGCAGUCACUUAAACAACAUCCCGAAUUUCAUGAUAUUCACAGCAUGUCGCCAUGUCGGUUAUGUAUGCUAUGAAACAACCUCAUCAAAGCGUGUCAUAAAUCUACUUUCUGCCGAACCCAAGUCCGAAAGCGAGCGGAUGUGUUUUGAUCACCUAAAGAGAUACAUCAAGUCAUUUAAUGAAAACACUUUGGCUGCAUUUUUACAAUUUGUCACUGGGAGUGACAUCAUCACCGUCGAGAAGAUUGAGGUUUCAUUUAAUACAACAAUUGGCGUUACACGGGUGAUUGUUGCCCAUACAUGUUCACCUAUGCUGGAGUUGCCAUCGACGUAUCAGAGCUAUAGCGAACUUUCGGAGGAAAUGACCAAUAUGUUAAGCAAUUCCUUUGCUUGGUCGAUUAUCAUAGUAUGAAUCGGAACGAUGCCUAUAUGCAAACAUUUAUAAAGAAGUGACUUAAUAUUUAUGCACAUGUGAAUUGAGAUUAUUAAUUACUUACAUGGAUUGUUAACGUUAUAAAACAACUUCAACUUGAUAAGAUUGUGGAUUUUUCACCUAUAAACCUUGUUCCAAUACAAAUUUGGUUGUCAGUCUUAAUAAUAAGUGAUAAUACGUGUCUUAAUAAUACGUGUAUCUUCAGAUUAUUCAUACAGUGUUCAAUAAAGUUAUGUUAACCGGGUGUAUAUAGCUAUCAUCAUCCUUCACUAUAUAUUAUAGCUAAAGUUUAUUUAAUUUAAUUAUCCGUUAUGCGUGAUAUUUCUAAAAGCCAUUAAAUACUUCCCCCUUACGAUGAUUUUAUCAGCGCUAUCACAUUCAGGGAAGGGGCGGAAUAUUAAUUUACCGUAUCCUUUUCAAAUUUUUUUCCAUAGUUUUUUUUUCAUACCACUUAAAUGCAUGCAUGUUAUAUUUGUUACAAGGACUGAGUUUUGAUAUAACAUGCAAAGAUUUACUAAACGUGGAUAUAAUAUUAAUAUCAUUAACGAACGAUUAAUGUCUUCUUAGAUUUUAGCUUUAU